AUGGAACAACUCCGGGAGGACGUCACCUGCUCCAUCUGCCUGGACAUUUUGGAUGACCCCGUCUCCAUCGAGUGCGGCCACAACUUCUGCCGGGGCUGCCUCUCCAUUCACUGGAGCGAGGUCUCAGCCCAAGGGUGCCGCUGCCCGGAGUGCCGGGCUCCCUGCUCCGGGGACAGGAUGAUCCGAGACACACGCGUCAAAAACCUAGUGGAGAAAAUCACCGAGCACCUGCAGGAAGAGCCAGAGCCGCAGGGGCCGGGGGCUCAGCCAGAACCGGGGCGCCCGGUGCAGCUGGUGCAUCUGGAUGAGGAAGAGAACCCGAUCCUGGAUGAGGAGGCCCUGAGCCGCUGCCUGGAGCAGGGUGGGGUGGGGGACGCCCCCGUCUGCCUGGUGUCCAUCAUCGGGGAGCAGCGCUGGGGCAAAUCCUUCCUGCUGAACUACCUGCUGCGCCGGCUCCAGAGCCCGGACACGAGGGACGGGUCAUGGAUGGGCCGGGAGGAUGAACUCCUGGAGGGUUUCGAGUGGUGUGCGGAUGAGCAGCGAGUCACCGAGGGGGUGUGGGCCUGGAGUCAGCCCUUCUGGGUCCCUGCCGAGGGGGGGAAGGUGGCCGUGCUGCUGGUCGACACCGAGGGCUCCAUGGACAUUGAAAGGAACAAGGAGACCUGCAUCAAACUCUCCGCCAUGUCCAUGCUGCUCAGCUCCUACCAGAUACUGAACAUUGGCCGUCGGGUGAAGGACCCGGAUCUCGAAUACCUGGAGAUGUUUGUGCAGGUGGCCGAAGUGGUUGGAAAGGAAUACGAACUGGAGCCCAUACAGCAUCUAGACCUGCUGGUGCGGGAUUGGAGCAGCUCCCUGGUCCUUGGAGCCCAGGGUGGGGAGCAGCAUCUGAGAUACGUCAGACAGAAGCUGGCGGCGACGUCCCCUUGCAAACACCCCAAGACCCUGGAAGCGCUGAGCAGAAGCAGCAGCUGCUGUUACCUGAUGCCGUUCCCUGGCGAGCGGAUCACGAUGGGGAGCGAGGGAAGCCUGAGAGACAUGGGUGAGAAUUUCCGGGAGAGCCUGAGGGAAUACAUCACCACCCUGGGGAGCUCGGCCGGUCAACACGUCCGGACGGACCAGCAUGGGAAGCUGCUCACCGGGACACAGCUUGCUACCAAGAUAAAGAAUUUAUCUCAUGUAAUGAAGAAACAUCGCUCCGGCUUCUCCUCACCCUGUCAGAUGGCCGUCACCUUCCACAACCAGAGAGUCCUGGACAGAGCCCGCUCAGACCACGCUCUCUUUCUGAAGGAGAAGGACGACAACUCCAAGAAUAUGAUCGACUGCCUGAAGGUGCAGCCCAGCAAGAUGGUGGAGCAGUUCGCGGAGCGGCGCAAGCAGUUGCUGCGGCGGUGCCGGACGGACAUGCAGCAGCCGGCGCUGGAGAAAGAGGCCCGGCUGACAGAGCUGGAGGAGGAGCUGACACAGGAGGCUGAGACCUUCCUGGAGACCUACGGGAAGCACUUCAAGAAAUUUGCCAUUUUGGCGGGCGUUGGCGCGGGGGUGGUGGUCCUGGCACCGGGCAAUCAGAGCAGCAAUGUCUGCCUGCGUCUGCAGAGAGCCUGA
Chrysemys picta bellii (western painted turtle) is the source of this 1602-nucleotide messenger RNA. Lineage: Eukaryota; Metazoa; Chordata; Testudines; Emydidae. The record is from RefSeq and is a predicted model, not a curated record.